AUGACAAAGACAGCUUUUUUAUUUUCUAUAUUAAUAUUUAUUCAAUUAUUUUUAUGUUGUAGAGUACACAUAUUUUCCUCACUUUUUUUGCAUUCCGUUCCAACUGCGCGUUUCUCGCGACGACGCCGUCAAUCCCUCUACUGUCGAAAACCAUGUACGACUUUACAACCAACGCCGUCACCUCAACCACCAAUCCACCGUUAGAAUCUCCGUCACCACUUAUCCGCCGCCACAACUCCAUAUCGGCGGUGACACCCAACAAACUCCCCCCUCCAGCAACAAAACCACCCAUGCGAACCUCAAGCUUAGAUUUAGAGCUAUUUUUACUCAAAUCCCCUUUCACUUCAUACACAUCACUCAAAGACAUGCUCCCUUCUCCUCACACCGCCAUCAAUUCUCCAACCGCCUCAUCCGCCUCAUCCGCCGCAAUUAACUCCGGCUACGAGAUCUCAAUCCGCAAUCGUCUUGUUAAGCAAGCUGCUUGGGCUUACCUUCAGCCUAUGUCCUCUUCUCCCGGAAAUUCCACCGCCCCUAACUUCCUCCGCCGCCUUUGCCACAGUCUCAGCACCUUCUGUCACAAUCUGGUUUCGGGUUUGACCCGGAUUUUCCGUCGAAUACUUCACGCUUUCAGUGGCCAAGUAAGAACGUAGCACCACCCUUAUAAUGGAUGAUGGACCCUUAUUUUGUGGUCCCUUGAUUUGUCUUAGAUUGAUUUCAAUAUUGAAAAAUAUAUAAUAUAUUUCUCAAUUUUUUUUCCUUUCACUUUUAAGAGUUUGUAUAGUUUUGAAUAUGCCUCUCAAUUGUUAUGGCCUCAAAAUCAAAGUGGAAAUGAAUAAAAUAAUAAUAUUUUUUUUAA
This is a messenger RNA of Cicer arietinum (chickpea), 856 nucleotides long. RefSeq lists its product as uncharacterized. NCBI's taxonomy places the organism in Eukaryota, Viridiplantae, Streptophyta, Magnoliopsida, Fabales, Fabaceae. The record is from RefSeq and is a predicted model, not a curated record.